UGGUAUAAGACAAGACAAACAAGAAACAUUUUGAUGCUUAUUUUAAAAAACCAAACUGAAUGUGUUUACGACAUUGAUGAUAAUGAUGGACGAUGGCAGGUAGGACAACUAAUGCGAAUUCCAAGGAAAAGAUAUGGUCAUUUGACGUAACAGAUCCAACAUUGCAUCCCAACGGCUUCACGAUAUACAAAGUCACAUGUAGGGUUUUCAUCAUCAGAUCCCCAGAAAGUUUAACAGAGGUGGUGACUUGGAAAAGAUACAAUGACUUCAAACAGUUGUACAAAUCCAUGUUGUCACUACACAAAGCCUUGCAUAGAAAGGAGGAAUUUCCGAAGUUUGCCAGGCCUCUGCUGUUUGGGAGAUUUGAUGAGACUGUCAUUGAGGAGAGGCGACAGAGUGCCAUUAAACUGCUGCAGUUCAUUGGAAAACAUCAUUAUCUGUAUAAUUCCAAUGACUUUAAAGCUUUUAUCAAGACUGCCAGUGAGAUUAAAACAGGAGCUUCUGGGGAGGUACUGAAACCUUCCAAGCUUGACAUUCUGACUGAGGACAAAGGUGAAAGGUCAGAUAACAAAUCACCAAUGACACCGACCAAUCAGCUACCCAGGGAUGAGGUAGACAGCCCUGCCUCCAGCGAAGGAAUGACUGACAAAUCAGAGCAGAAUGGAGAGGAGGAGCUGGACGGUGUGUGGAACUUCCCCCAGGUGCCAGACAACAUCAGCCUGAACUCGUUCGACGACACGGAUGACACAGACACGGGGGAGGUGGACUCCACCCUGGGGACGCCCCUCCCUGACUCAGACAUCUCGUUCUUUGACCCCCUGAUGUCUGACGACCAGCUCCAGCCCCCAGCCUCCACCCUGAGGACCAGUAACAGCUGGCUGUUUACAGCCAUGAACACCUGUGCAGAAAUGGAAAAUGAGUCACAAAUUGAGGACCAAGAUAUGAGAGCAGACUCUGAUGCAGGAAUACAGAUCUCCUUUGAAAAGGGAGUAAACCAGGACAAGCUUGUCAGUCACGAUGAAGCUGAGAGAACCGAACCUACCAGAAAGCCAAUAAUUCCCGAUACUUCAGAGUUUGAUCCACUGCGGAAAAAGAGUGGAUCAAAAGUGGAGUGUGGGAAGGGAGAUAUUGAUUUAUCUGGACUAUCUGGUGUAAAUUCAGCCAAUCAGAGCCCAUCAAAAUCUCUUCUACAAAAAUUACCUAGAAGUCCAUUCAAGACACGGAGCAUGACAGGAGAGAGUGUGUCCACCAUGGAUCUGGGCGGGAAAGAGGAUUAUAUAUAUCUAGCAGCCAAUCAGAUUUGUCUGGCUCAGGAGUGCGAGGCUAACGCUAAAUACGACCUGGCCUUCAGCUACUAUAAGAGUGGUGUGGAUACACUUCUAAAAGGGGUGCAAGGUGACAAGAACAAGGCCAGACGCGAUGCGGUGAGGAGGAAGACAGCCCAGUACUUACUGAAGGCAGAAGACCUGUAUAACAGGCACCUGUCUAAAGACAUUCUGGAUGACAGGAGAUGGGCAGCAGAGAAUAGUAAAAUUCCACCGUCUAUGGACCUUGAUCCUGGUGUUGCAAUGUUGAAAGGAUCCCUGGCUGAAAUGAAGAACUUCAAGGUGUUAGGUACCAUUGACAAAGUGCUGCUGGUGAUGGAUAAAACGAAUGAUGAAACUUAUGUCAUCAAGGUUGUUCACAAGGCAAGCUCCUGCACCAAGAAGUUGAGGACCGUGCUGCCUUCUGGCAGUCCGUACAGCGUGAGUCUACACAAGUUCUAUGAGACGGAGUAUGGUAUAUUUCUUCUUCUGCAGCACGCCACGGGAGGAAAACUAUGGAACUACAUUGGCUCUUAUCUCACAGGGUGGCAAGGAUCCAAACAGUUUGGGGAUGUAGACAAUUCUCAGGUGUACGAAGGAAACGUGUACUCAGGGGUCAAGUUACAUACAGACGAUAAUGCCAUUCCUGACUCUAAUGAGUCUCAAGCCGGCAAUGGAAAUCAAACAAGUGUGUCCAAAAUCUUACAAAAAACGGAGAACACUGAUUUGGAAUUUAUGGCAGCAAGAAAUAUUUUAACAGAAGAGACAAAGGAUAUCACUGUUAGAUACUCAAACAAUAAAACUGAUUCAGUUGAUACAUGUAAAAAUGCAGGAAAGAAGCCUGACUACAGUAGAUUUGAGAGCAUAUCAUCAGAGGAGAAUUAUACCGAGUGUGAUACGUCAGAACUCAGGAGCCAUUCCUACGAAAACAGAGACUCAAGUUUCCAGGAUCUCCUCAAGAACAACACGACCCACCUAGAAAACUUCAGCAUUAACAGCUUUGACAGCAUGGAGGAUCACAGUCGACUGAACAGCUUUGUGUCGGAUCAGGUGACCACUAUUUUGGAGGAGAGUGAGUUAUCUCCCACGCAUUCCCUCCCGAGGAACGAGUCAGAUAAUGUGUUCAGUGAGGAGGGGGGAGAGUUGAGACUCCCGGAGGACGCGGAGUCUAUAGUACAGAGUGCUAGGGAUCUUAUUAAAUCUGUAGAACGGACGUUAUCCCAGUCUGAUGCUGAAGUCCAGCAAAUGUUGUCUGGGGGUGACGAUAGAACGGUGCAGGGUAAUAAUGGUACAGUUAGAAAAUCCGACACUGUUUUAUCGGGGAACAGUAGUGAUACAAUGGUAGGCAGUGACUCUAAUGAACUCAGUAUUUAUGACAUCCACCGAAACAAGGAAGAAACUAGUUCUUCAGGGUCCAGUGUGGACCAGCAAAAGUGCCAUAUAGUUAGUGGUGUUAGCCCACCAGAGGACUCUGUCUGUGAUAGGAAGGACACUCUAGUCAAUUCUCCACUGAAUGAUCUCUCCACAGAUCUCCCUGAAGGUCAGAGCAGGAAGUCCUCAAGGUCAUCAACUCUGACUGAAAAUGUAGAAAAGAACAGGAACAUUCCAAUAACAAAGUUAUCUCUAACGAGACUGAACUCCAUGGAGUUGUGUCGGUCGGCCCCCCUGGAACACGAGCUGACGUCCCCUCCACGGUCGCGACAGAGAACGGUGUCAGAUGUGUUCACGGAACUAGACCAGGCCGCCAGUAAAACGGAGCAGGUUCUGAUCCCCGAGGCCUGCAUCAAACAAUGGACGGCGGAGAUUGUGAUUGCUGUAGCCUGGCUUCACUCUCAGGGCAUCAUAUGCAGGGAUUUGAAACCAGACAACAUACUGCUGGGAGAGAGAGGUCAUGUCCUACUGACCUAUUUUUGUAACCUUAGCCAGGUGGAACAAGGACUGGAUCCUGUAGCUAUUGAAGAACUCUUUGUGGCACCAGAGGUUAUGGGUGUAGGUGGAUAUAACGAGAGCUGUGAUUGGUGGAGUGUUGGAGCUCUAAUGUAUGAACUACUGGUCGGCAGAAGCCUGAUAAGCUGUCACCCAGGUGGAAUCACAUCUCACUCUCCUAUCUAUCUCCCAGAACAUAUCUCACAGGAGGCUCAAGGACUCUUAAAACAACUUUUGUGUUUUAAUCCCCGAGAGCGUCUUGGUAAUGGUAUGAAUGGUGCAGAGGACAUUAAAUCACAUCCAUUUUUCCAAGACAUCAACUGGAACGGUUUAGAGAAUUCCUGAUUCCCACAGAUCUACUUAUACUGUUAUGACACUGUUAUUGACAAUAACUUGACAACAUGAUUACAAAAUAGGGCAGCAAGUCAGAGAAAAGUCAGGAGGGAGCUGAAUUUGUUGUGGAAUUCUUAGAUUACAGAGAAAUUAUUAGGACAGUGAAUGAGAUUAUAAAAUUGAUAGCUGUAGCGGUCAAACAGGUUUGAUCAUGGGUAGCUAGGUGGCUGGGUGCUAGAGCACCUGACUAGUGGCCUUGACCUCAGUUCCAUUUUUCUCCUCCACUCUUCAUUUGGUGCCAUGCCCUGGAAGUGACAGGUUAAAGACCUGCCAGAGAGGAGCCUGGUUUGGUGCCCAUAAGGGCAGGAGGAUGGCGGUCAGAUGGGUUCAAUUGAUUGAGCACCUGACUGGAGAUUCAUGUUCAAAUCCCGGUCUAGUCCAUUGCAAUUUCUCCCUCCUUGUUACACAUUCAAUUCAUUGUGGUUAAUACCACAAGUGAUUACUACCAAUGCUGAAGUUAGUUUAGUAAUCAACUGUUCUAUUGAUACAGUUUGAAGCAAGAAAAUGUCAACACAGUUUUACAUAAUUGGUGCAAUCAACCCCAAUAAUAUUUAUUCCCACCAGAUAGUACACACAUUUGUUUCAUUACUUAGUGUUUUUACUAUAUCAGGUUUUACAUGAUGAUAAAUUUACAUUUAAAUUUUAAUAUGUGUGUAUAUUGCUCAUGCUUGUUUUAGAAACAUAGAUGUAUGUUUGUUUUACGUUUCAAGUCCUUGUUUAUCCCCAUCAAUUGAAUUUUGUUUGAUGCAAAAUAAUGAUGAUUCUUAAAUGAUUAAAUCAUGUAUUAUUAAAAUACAGUUGAUUUAAUCAUUUUUGUUUAUACAUGUACAUUACCUAUAUAAGCUUGUAACAAAUGAAACUUAUUUGUAACUGUAUUCUACCCGACAAGUUAAAACAUGUACGGUAAUUAGUACCCUUCCCCCAAUCUUUAAAAGUAUACAUGUAUCUUUAAAUGUCAGAUAUAUUACAUGUAUGUAAAAGUUAGGAAUUGGGCAAUUAAAAAAAGUUUUCUUAAUACCUCUUAAAUAUUAACCUCUCGAGAUUCCUUUGCUUUGGCUCACUUGAUAAUUUCAUCUCCUUUAGGAAAUUUUUAGAUUAAUGUGUUGGUUUGAUUCACUAAAACGUGAUAGAAACAGACUUGUACAUGUAUUCUAUAAUAUGUGAUCAAAGUGUUGUGGACAUCUUUUCAUGAAUACAUCAGUGAUUAACAUUUAUUUGGAACAUUUGUACACUUUUGAUGUUUUAAAAUUAUAUAUUUACAUUUGCUGAUGUCUUUCCUUAUAUAACAAUGCUAAUAAAAUUGAAAUUCAAAUUUCAAUGACAUGCAGUUGGUCACAUGAUCAGACUCUCUUGAGUAUGAAAAGCAAACUGCACGAGCCAUUUGGAAAGUUCCGAUUGUGACGUCACAUGACGUAGUAGAUACGUUAUGUUGCAUUUCCAAAGCAAAGUCUAAAUAAUGCCUAUAUUUAUUUGUAACACAACUAAAAACGUCAAAUAUAGAUAUAAGAAAUAAAAUAUCAUUUUUAGAGUUUCAUUGGGGUAUAACAGGAAGUCGGUCAAGUGAUCAAAUUCUAUAACGCCCGAAGGAUGGUCUUAUAUGUAUUUGAGUUAUUCAUAUUCUGCUUUGAAAGUGUUUAAUUUUGCUGCAAAACAGAUCUGAGAGAAUUGGAGAAGCUUUAAAGUGGAAACACUAAUGCUGAUUUUUUUUCCUUUCUCUUCAAAAUCUGUAUUUUUAUUGGUGAAUAAUUGUAAAGAAUGAAAAAUGAAAGCUGUGAAGGAAAACAAUUUUACUGUAAGAGUGUAUUUUUAUAAAAGAUAUGUAUACACCAUUACAAGUUGCUUUUCCUGGAUGUCUGUAUUCCACAUUUUCAGAGUUUAACGUAUAUUGACUUGAUUCAUGACCACCUUUCUUUAUUUAUUUUAACUUGAUAUUCUGAAUCCUUAUAGAUAUCUUGACGUUUCUUCUCAGUCCCGUUAAGGCUGAGAUAACAACCAUUGCAUUGAUUUUUUCCUGGUAUUCCAGUGCCAACUUCUUCAUUUCUUAUUUUGGUUAAACAUCAAAAUAAUUCCUGCUUCGUCCCCCAAAAAUGGCUGAACCAAUCAUAGCUACUCAAGAUAUACAUGUACAUGUAUUGAUUCUAUAGGUAAAGAAAAAACCUGCUGAAAUUUAGUGGUUCCUACUCCUCGAGUGAGGAGUUGAAAUACAAUGCUGUAGUUCAGUGUAGUAUUCAAAUAUAUGUCUCCUUUCCUUCUGACAUCAAGCUGUAAAAUUGGUAGAUUUUUAAUGAACAAGCCUUUACCAAAGUUAUGAAAUUUAUUACCACUUAACUCAAGGCCUUGGUGAGAUUUUGAUGGGCCUAUACUUUGUAUCUGAAAAUGCAUUAUAUCUAUAAAAAUCAUUGAACAGCAUGUACUGAAAAAGCUUUUAUUGGAAACAAUAUAUUCCUUUUGAAAUCCAUUAUCUGUGGGUUUGGAACUCAAAGUUAUGCUAAGUUUGCCUUCAAUAAAUGUUUUAUUACAACACAAAGAAGUAUUAUCAGAUUAGUUCCUGCCUUAUGUAGUUCUGGGAAUACUUAUAUGGCUCUUGGGGUGACCUUCAAGGUCCAUAACUCCUCAAUUUACAGAUAUUUGUCUUUAAAGCAACUUAAAUUGUAUUAAAUACAAUGCCAGCUGUCACUAUUUACCUGUUUUAAAAAUUAAAGUGCAAUUUAUUGAAAAAUAAAAAUAUAUAUAUUCCAA
This is a messenger RNA of Saccostrea cuccullata (small rock oyster), 6362 nucleotides long. Its product is annotated as ribosomal protein S6 kinase delta-1-like. The record is from RefSeq and is a predicted model, not a curated record. Lineage: Eukaryota; Metazoa; Mollusca; Bivalvia; Ostreida; Ostreidae. Gene Ontology annotation, molecular function: ATP binding; protein kinase activity; phosphatidylinositol binding. The coding region runs from base 93 to 3575 and encodes 1160 amino acids. The transcript is spliced from 15 exons. Gene Ontology annotation, biological process: protein phosphorylation.